CGAAAAGUGUCACAGACCAAACAACUGUGUCCAAGAACGAGAGCCUUGCCAAGAGUUUUGGCUGCUUGGGCCGCCUUUCUAGCUGCAAGGCCAUGCCCUCCUUGCCCACACUGUCCUGGAAACCUCUGGCAGCGAUUGCCGCCGGGGCGGCAGCGCUGUUGGCAGUCAUGGUGGUGCUCCUAAAGGAAGAAGAAGAGGAUGAGCCAAAGCAGGAUGACCGGAAGGUCGUCCACGAAAUCCUCAACGAACUUGUUGAAGUCGAGGAACUGGCAAAGCGUGCCGUCGACGAAAUGGUGAAAAUGCAGCUGGAUGGCAAGGAGCUUUCUAUGGAUGAAGCAUACAAAAGAGUGGAGAAGCUGGACCUUUAUGAUCCGCUGGAGAAACGCAAGAUGGGUGUCCAAGAGUUUGAAAUGAUGGUGACUCAGUCGCAACAUGACCCCUUCGUGAUAGAGAUGAUGGCGCGGCUCUCAGGUGCUGGUCCCGCCAUGGAUCCUGCUCGUGCUAAACCGGACUUUGAUGUGGCAAAAAUCCUCGAAGUUAAGGGCUUCUCAGUGGACGAGCUUCAGCGGCAGGUGGACCGCUUCCUCAAACAGCCUGAUGCCAAGGACCGGGACUUCAAGGCUGCAACCAUCGCCCUCAAGGCGUUGGUGCACGCCCAGGUUGAGAAGAAGCAUGGUGUUUCAAACGAAGAUAUCGAGGCAGCAGCCGUUGUAAAGCAAGCAGAGCUCUUUUCGAAUCCUGCAUUUCUGGAGAUCCUCAAGAAGCAGCAGCAAGCGAUGCAGCUGUUGUUGGGCACCUGAGCAAAUCUAUUUCGAUGAUUGACAAAGGGCAAGGGCCAAUUGUUCCAAGCUUAUGGCGAACGGAAGAUGGACAAAAGGGGGGAAUUUGAGUAUUUUCCCAUUGCAAAGUUAGAUAGAUUGCAACUUCGAUCCCGUUUCUUUCAGUGAUAUUCCAUCCCUUCAACAAAGGGCAAUGGAAGGUUCCGGGAUUGUUGGGAUCAUGGAGUACGGCCGCCGACACAUUUAAAAAGGUUUUUGUUUUCUUUUUCGCAAGUUCAGGCCUUUAUUUUAACUUCAUUCCAUUAGUAGUAGUAGUAGUAGUAGUAGUAGUAGUAGAAGUAGUAGUAGUAGAAGUAGUAGUAGUAGAAGUAGAAGUAGUAAUUGUUGUUGUUGCUGCUGCUGCUGUUGUUGAAGAAACGUAGAAACGCAAGGCGUUGUGUGUGUGUGUCGGUGGCACCAUCAAGCAACGGCAUUACUCUCGAAUCAUGUAUUUGCACGCCAAGAGUUAUGAAUACAGGUUUGUGCUGUUUUGGAGCCCUGUUACAUGACAGCUACUGAUCGGUGUAUAUUUCAGGCUGACAUGCUUGAGAAUGUAUGUCGUAACUUGUCAGCCACUUGCAAAUUAUCAUAGACCCUUUUACCACCAUCAGACCUCACCGAUCACAUUUUCGUAAGGCGUGACUAUGUCUGCACCGCCGCCACCUGACAUUGGUGGUGGGCUGGACUGAAGCCCUGAGAAGUCCUGCAAUGACCGGCAAUGAUGCCAUUUUGUACAUUAGCAAGGUCUUCGAGAAACCCAUGGCUUCCAAUGUUCAGUGACAUUUCCGUUGAGUGUUUUGUACAGAGACUUGAAGUUCCAGCAAAAUCGGUGUUUUCUCAACAUCAACAUCAUGCGCCUUCCAAACAAUGCUACGCGUCUUCUGUUUGUUCCGGGCGUUGUUCUGGCCUCACAAAUAGUUCUGGCCAGGGGAUCAGAGGAUUCUGCGACCCAGAGUGCCCGUACAUAGAUAGACAUAUUGUCCUGUUAAGAGGGUCGAAGUUGUUCUUUGCAUCUGCUACGGCAAGAAGCCAGACAGUAUGUUUUCUGGUUGGAUUCUAUUUGAUCAAUCCGCGGCUUCUACAAGCACGAAGAGAUUCAAACAUAUGUAUAUACAGGACAUGCAAUGUACAUUUGUAUAUUUGACGCUCAGCGAUGAGCGAUGUUUUGACUUUUUUUCCCCCUCUUCCUUAGCCUUAGAUCACCUCUUAUGCAUACUCUCAGUAAUACUGCAAGUACAUGUUAGAGUCGAUCUGCGACACAUGCAACGAUGAACUGGAGCCAACGUCGGGCACAGAGGCAUGUUCAGUAGGCCGCCAAGGAUACAUGUGGCCCCCAAAUUGAUUGAACUAGUGUUUACAGGAUGGUGGACUUAUGUUCUCUCCUCAAAUUGUUCCCUUUGAUUGAUUUGAGUGCCA
This is a messenger RNA of Durusdinium trenchii, 2234 nucleotides long. NCBI's taxonomy places the organism in Eukaryota, Dinophyceae, Suessiales, Symbiodiniaceae. The record is from the annotation of a GenBank genome assembly.